Molecule: messenger RNA, 2140 nt
Organism: Linum trigynum
Lineage: Eukaryota; Viridiplantae; Streptophyta; Magnoliopsida; Malpighiales; Linaceae
Source: the annotation of a GenBank genome assembly
GACAUCUUUGUUCUCUUCUCCAACGAAACGUAAAAACGAAAGCGAUACCUUUUCGUUCCUUUACCGACGGAAGCUCCAAAGGCUUAAACUUUCCUCGAAUUGACUCCCUCUUUGUCUGUCAACUCAAUGGGAUGGUUAAUAACUCUAACGUUGAUACUCUGCACGUGCCACGCGGAGGCGGCGGCGGAGGAGGAGGAUCGUGCAAGGCAACCUAAGCAGCUGAGUUCGCUGACUGAGGAGCUGCUGCGGAUAGCGAGGGAGCCGGAUUUCUUGGGGUGGCUGAAAAGCGUCCGGAGGCGAAUCCACGAGGACCCGGAGCUGGCUUUCCAAGAAUUCAACACGAGUCAACUGGUGAGAUCCGAGCUCGACUCACUCGGUAUUCAAUACACCUGGCCGGUGGCGGAGACCGGCGUUGUUGGUUCGAUCGGGUCAGGGUCGCAGCCGUGGUUCGGUCUGCGAGCAGACAUGGAUGCUCUGCCCAUUCAGGAAAUGGUAGACUGGGAACACAAGAGCAAGAACAAGGGCAGGAUGCAUGCUUGUGGCCACGACGCCCAUGUCGCAAUGCUACUCGGCGCUGCCAAGCUGCUUAAACUUAAACAUGCCGAUAUAAAGGGCACUGUGAAAUUGGUCUUCCAACCAGGAGAAGAAAGUCGAGCUGGCGCUUACCACAUGCUCCAAACCGGUGCUCUGGACAACAUCCAGGCAAUGUUUGGCCUCCACGUGGCACCCGAGAUGCCGGUCGGCUCAAUCGGUUCCAGACCAGGAACAUUCCUCGCCGGCUCAGGAAGGUUCUUGGCCUCCGUCAAAGGGAUCGGGGGGCACGCCGCCCGGCCACAGGACACAAGGGACCCAGUUGUCGCUGCUUCCUUCAUCAUCCUCGCCCUCCAGCAAAUCAUCUCACGCGAAACUGACCCUCUUCAAGCUGGGGUGAUCUCAGUAGGAUUCGUGGAGGGCGGCCGAGCGGAGAACGUGAUCCCGGAAACGGUGAAGCUGGGGGGCACCUUCCGAAGCACGACCGCCGAAGGGCUAGAUGAUCUCAGGCAGCGGAUCAGAGUGGUGGUGGAGGGACAAGCGGCAGUCCACCGGUGCAGUGGCUCGGUGGACUUCAUGAUGGAAACCAUGAGGCCGUAUCCGCCCACCGUCAACUACCGAGAAAUGUACGGCCACGCCAAGCUGGUUGGAGAAGCACUGCUGGGGGAAUCAAACGUGACGCUACUUCCGCCGAUCAUGGGGGCAGAGGAUUUCAGCUUCUACUCUCAGAAGAUGAACGCCGCCUUCUUCAUGAUUGGUGCUAGGACGACCAAGGUGGGCCCACGACCAGUGGAGCCGCUGCAUUCACCACGACUCGUCAUCGACGAGGAUGUGCUCCCCGUAGGAGCAGCUCUCCAUGCUGCUGCCGCCAUUUCCUACUUGGGCGCCGGUGGUGUUGCUGCUGCUGCGGAACGUAAAGAAACUGGAAAUACUGAUGGAUGAUAUCGUAGUAGAGAUAUUCCACAGCACGAAUUUGUAAUCCUAAAACUUUUUUACCAGUGUUCAAAGAAAAAUGGUUGGCUUGUAAUAAGUUCUUAUGGCUUUGGACGUGUAUUAAUUGAGUCAAUAGAUGAAGAUGGUUUUCUUUUCUUCAUUAUAGAACCCCACCAACGGAAUAACGGCGGAGUCGCAUGCGGCCGGUCCAGUUGUUGCUUCUUGCUGGUCAUUUACUGAUGUUGGGUCAUUCUCUUGGUUUUACCGUCGCCGGCAAUGAACAUCCAGGGUUGGAGUCACUGACUAAGGAACUCAUGGGAUAAUUCCUUAAAUACACAUAAAACUAAAACAAAUUCCUAAACAACCACACUUAUAAAUAAUUUUUUCCAAAAUACCUAAGUUUGAAGUGGUUCGAGUUUGAGGAACUCGAACUACUAACCGGUUCGAGUGUAGGAGACUCGAUCUAAUCGUAGAUCGAUGAUAUAAGCCUCGAACCAUGUGGGGCUGAAGUGGUUCGGGUUCAGUGAACUCGAACCACUCCUUUGAAAUUUUCAACCACCUUAACUUUGUGCUCAGUUAUCCGAUCGUAGCAAACUUUUUUUUCAUUUUGCAUUACUUUUCUAGGACUACAACUUUUAUAAUAGAAAUAUUUUUAGAAUAUAUGUGAAAAUUAAAG